Messenger RNA from Galdieria sulphuraria, 726 nucleotides. Its product is annotated as cytochrome c oxidase subunit Vb. NCBI's taxonomy places the organism in Eukaryota, Rhodophyta, Bangiophyceae, Galdieriales, Galdieriaceae. The transcript is spliced from 2 exons. Gene Ontology annotation, biological process: mitochondrial electron transport, cytochrome c to oxygen. The record is from RefSeq and is a predicted model, not a curated record. Gene Ontology annotation, cellular component: mitochondrial envelope. The coding region runs from base 7 to 630 and encodes 207 amino acids.
UGAACUAUGGCUUCAGGAUUGUUUCUUUUGAAACAACUUUUGGGGAAAUGUGGGAACCGUAGUGUGGUUAGUGGUGUUGAAUCUCUCCGAUCCUUUCCUAAUUCCAUGUCCUCGCUUGUAUACCCUGUUUCACAGUCUUAUCAUUAUUUGUCGACUAGUAACAACAGACUAUUCUCUGCAGUACCUUCGGAGGAGAAGUCCAAUAAGGAAGUAAAAGGCACAGCUCAAGAAACUUCUAAAGAGAAUACUUCUCCGGCCACUUUACAGGAUAGUUUUGGCUUUCAACUCAAAACAGGAACACCGGAUAGAAUGCCAUCCUCAUUUGAUCAAGCCACGGGAAGUGAAAGAGCAGAAUUGGAAGAUCCCGAUUUGUAUCGCAAUCCUGAAAAGUAUGUGAACAGUAGAGUAAUGAUUGCUCCUUUUGGUACCAAAGAAAAGCCUCUUUUGAUUCCUAGUCGUUAUGAUUCACGCAUAAUUGGUUGCACUGGAAGAGAAGCACCCAAUGAUCAUGAAGUUUAUUAUAUGACUGUGAAGGAGAAUCAUGACAAAGUUUGUCCAUUAUGUGGUCAAGUAUUUCGUCUCAAGAAAGUAGCUGGAGGUGAAGAAGCCUCACAUCAUCAUCAUGAAUAGAUGUAUCCGUUGUUGUAUGGAAAAUCGACCUCGUUUCAACUCAAGAAAUCAUUCAGGUUUCUUUUCUAAAGUGAUAAUAAAAUAAUUUCUGUUUUA